AUGGAUGAAAUAGCAUUAAUUGAAUCACCACAAUCAACGUAUAUAACACGAUCACGGAAUGCGACAUUGACAUGUCGAGCUGUUAAUGCUAGACGAAUACGUUUCAAAUGUAAUGGACGAUGGCUAGAUGAUUCACGUCAUAAUAUGUCACAAGGAACAGAUACUGCAACUCAUUUACCUUUCUAUAAGGCAACUGUUGAAAUUGAUCGUCAAGAAUUAAAUAUUCAUCCUGGCGAUUUCACGUGCCAAUGUUAUGCUUCCACUGAUUCUGACGUACAGGUGGUUCGUUCCGAAUCAGCGCAUGUUCGUAUUGCAUGUAAGUGA
Molecule: messenger RNA, 324 nt
Organism: Brugia pahangi
Lineage: Eukaryota; Metazoa; Nematoda; Chromadorea; Rhabditida; Onchocercidae
Source: the annotation of a GenBank genome assembly